Messenger RNA from Sorex araneus (European shrew), 6901 nucleotides. It is a transcript of the gene REST, whose product is annotated as RE1 silencing transcription factor. NCBI's taxonomy places the organism in Eukaryota, Metazoa, Chordata, Mammalia, Eulipotyphla, Soricidae. The coding region runs from base 363 to 3248 and encodes 961 amino acids. The record is from RefSeq and is a predicted model, not a curated record. Gene Ontology annotation, biological process: regulation of gene expression. Gene Ontology annotation, cellular component: nucleus. The transcript has 4 exons.
UCGCGGGCCUCUCCCUUUCGCCGGAAGGCGCCGUGGAGCGCUGCGCCCGGGCGGGUUGAGUCAGCCCCGGGGCCCGGGCGGGUCCGCCCAUGGGGCUGGACAGCGAUUUCUGCGCUCGGGCCGCCUCGCCGCCGCGGCCUUGGGCGCCCGGCCACCCCGCCGCCCGCGUCCCGAGUCCGGAGUGAGAUCGCAAACUUCCGGGGCGCGCGCGGGCCGAGCGGGGGACCCCCCUGCGGUGCUCGGGCCCCGACGCCUCGGGAGGGCGCCCGAGGAGCCCGUCCCGGGCGGGCCGUGCGCCGAGGGCGAGCCCGGGGCCGCCGCGACGAGCCGGGCCGGCGGGCGACGACGCGAACGCAGUAGUUAUGGCCACCCAGGUAAUGGGGCAGGCGUCUGGAGGAGGAGGGCUGUUCCCCGGCGGCGGCAACAUCGGCAUGGCCCUGUCCAACGACAUGUAUGAUUUGCACGACCUCUCCAAAGCGGAACUCGCUGCGCCGCAGCUCAUCAUGCUGGCCAAUGUGGCCCUCACGGGGGAAGUCAGCGGCAGCUGCUGCGAUUACCUGGUUGGCGAAGAGAGGCAGAUGGCCGAGUUGAUGCCGGUCGGGGACAGCAACUUCUCCGACAGCGACGGGGAAGGCCUGGAGGAGUCUCCUGAAAUCAAAGGGGAGCCCAGCGGCCUGGCCAGCGUGGAACUUCAGAGUUUGGAACUCAGUGUGGUGGAGCCGCAGCCUGUGUUCGAGGUGCCCGCGGCCCCAGAAGCGUACAGUUCGAGUAAAGAGGUCCCCCCCGAAACACCUGGGGCAGAGGACAAGUGCAAGAACCUGAAGACCAAGCCCUUCCGCUGUAAGCCGUGCCAGUACGAAGCCGAAUCCGAGGAGCAGUUCGUGCAUCACAUCCGAGUUCAUAGUGCCAAGAAGUUUUUCGUGGAGGAGAGUGCAGAGAAGCAGGCGAAAGCCAGGGAGUCCGGCGCAUCCGCGGGGGAAGAGGGAGAUUUCUCCAAGGGGCCCAUUCGCUGUGAUCGCUGUGGCUACAAUACCAAUAGAUACGAUCACUACACGGCGCACUUGAAACACCACACGAGAGCCGGGGAUAACGAGCGUGUGUACAAGUGCAUCAUCUGCACCUACACCACAGUAAGCGAGUAUCACUGGAGGAAACACUUGAGAAACCAUUUUCCAAGGAAAGUGUACACAUGUGGAAAAUGCAACUAUUUUUCAGACAGGAAGAACAAUUACGUUCAACACGUUCGAACGCACACAGGAGAACGCCCAUAUAAAUGUGAACUGUGUCAUUAUUCAAGUUCUCAGAAGACUCAUCUAACUAGACAUAUGCGUACUCAUUCAGGUGAGAAGCCAUUUAAAUGUGAUCAGUGCAGUUAUGUGGCCUCUAAUCAGCAUGAAGUAACGCGCCAUGCGAGACAGGUUCACAAUGGCCCUAAACCUCUUAACUGCCCGCACUGUGACUACAAAACGGCAGAUAGAAGUAACUUCAAAAAACACGUAGAGCUGCACGUGAAUCCACGGCAGUUCAAUUGCCCUGUCUGCGACUACGCAGCUUCCAAGAAGUGUAAUCUGCAGUAUCACUUCAAGUCCAAGCAUCCUACCUGUCCGAGCAAAACCAUGGAUGUCUCAAAAGUCAAGCUAAAGAAAACCAAAAAGCGGGAGGCCGACCUGCCCAGUAACGACAUUACCAAUGAGAAACCAGAAACGGAGCAGGCGAAAGUCAAAGGGGAUACGUCGGCUGGGAAGAAAAACGAGAAGUCUUUAAAGGCGGAGAAGAAGGAUGUUUCUAAAGAGAAAAAGCCCUGUAACGCCCCCGUCCAAGUGACCACGAGAACGCGCAAGUCGGCCAUGGAAACGAAGGAGCCGGAGCCGCCUCCCAGGAGCACCUCGGAGAAAAGCUGUAAAACCAAGAAGAGCAAAAGGAAGCUGGAGGCCGAAGCCCAGCCCCUCCCCGAGCCUGCUCCCGAGCCGGAACCGGCUGCGAAGAAGAAAAAGAAGGCCGAAAGCAAACCCAGAAACAGCCAGGACGUGCCAAAGGCCGCCGGCAAGGUGGAGGAGCCGAGAAGGCAGAGCGCGUGCGUGCGCAGGAGUUCGAAGAAGAAAACGCUGAAGAGCAAGGCCGGCAGGAAGGGCGGCAAGCCCGCUCCCAAGGGGCCCGCGCACAGGGAGGCGGCGGCGCGGGAGCCGGAGCCGGAGCCGGAGCCUGAGCCUGAGCCGGCCCCGAGGGAGCCCGAGCCGCCCGCGCCUGCCUCCGCGCCGCCCGCGUCCCCGGGACCUGCCCCCGCACAGCCGCCCGCGUCCGUGGACGAGCCCAUGGACGAGCCCAUGGACGCGCCUGCCCAGACGGAGCCGCCGCCCGCCGAGCCCGUCCCCAGAAAGUCGCCUCGCAAAGAGAGUAAGAAGGAGAAGCAGAGCGAGCCGAAUCAGGCGGCCCGGAAGGAGCAGAUCUUGGGGGAGGUGGGCCUGGUUCCCGUGAGGGAGAGUGCCGCGGCGCCCCCCGCGCCCGACGGGGCCCGCCCGGAAGCCGAGGCCCAGAUCCCGCAAGAGCAGGAAGCCAGGCCGGAAGCCAGGCCGGAAGGCGCGCGGGGCGAGGGCGCGCAGGGCGAGGUACCGCCCGCCGACCCCGCAGCGCCCGCGCCCCAGCUUGAGCCCGAGCCCGAGCCCGAGCACGAGCCUGAGCCUGUGCCUGUGCCUGUGCCUGAGGCCGUUCCCGCUGCACUGGACUCGGCGGUGCCCCACUCCCAGGUGCCUGAUGGCGACCCGGAAGUGGACUCCGACAUGGAAGUGGACGCCGACGAGAGCCAGGCCCAGAACGGCCCGGCCGGUACGGCCCCCGCCCGGGAACCCGGCUCGCCCCCGCCGCCGCCGCCGCCCACGGAGAAUGCUGCGGCCCACGGGGAUGCUGCGGCCAAGUGCGCGGCCGCAACCCCGCCUGCCGCCACGGGCGCCACCGACGCCCAGGAAAUGGACGAGGAUGAGGGCAUCCACAGCCACGACGGGAGCGACCUCAGCGACAACAUGUCCGAGGGCAGCGACGACUCGGGGUUGAACGGGGCGCGGCCCGUGGCGCCCGACACGGGAGAGAAAAGCGCCCCCGACGACGCCGGGCCGGGCAAGGGGGCCGGGGGAGCGUUUGUUUGCAUCUUCUGCGACCGGUCCUUCCGAAAGGAGAAGGACUACAGCAAGCACCUCAAUCGCCACCUGGUCAACGUGUACUUCCUAGAAAAAGCAGCGAAAGGGCAGGAGUGAUCACACUGGACAAGGCUUCAGCUCUUAUUCUGUAAGAUCUAUUACAUUUUGUAUUCAUUUACGGUAGUAGACAACCUUUGGAAUUAUUUUUUUAAAUUCUCUCUCAUUAAUGUUCAGUGUUUUAAUCCCUCCCCCCUUUUAGAUAGCGCUCUCCGCCUCCCCCUCCCUUUAUGGCUCUUAAAAUUGUUGAUACACAAAUUGUAGCAAAUCAGAGGGAGUGUCUUCAACCAGCAGACACCUAAAUCGGUUAGUGCAGUGAAUAAGAAGCUUGAGAUGGUGUUAGAGCAUGCUAUUGCUGGUCCCGCGGUAAUCGGUUAGUUUCUUGUGUCUCUCUUCCUUGUUCCAUUUUAGUUUAUUCUUAGUUCAUUGUUUAGCUCUAAAAAUUGGCCUACUUAAAAUAGCAAAUUACUUGAAAAUUUUUGCCUGCUUUAUAUAAAGUUAGCACUUUAAAAUUUUUUUUAGAGAUAAGAAGAGACAUUAAAAUUGAAGAAAAAUUCUCCCAACAGUGGACAUUGUAUCAGUCCAGGUAUUUACUUCCUGAGUUUGAUCAAUAUUUCUUGUAUGUGUAUUUUAAUCGUCAUAAAAACUAUGAUUUUGGUGUGUGGUUUUUUUUUUUUUUUGGUGCUUUAAUGGCUUAAGAUGUUGCACAUUGUUUUUUUUUAACCUAUGCAGUUAAAUUUUUUUCCUAGAAAUAGCAUUUGUGUUGAAUAGUAACACUUUAUACAUAUAUAUGCAUGUUUAUUUUGGCCUCUUUGGAGAGGGGGUGCUUUUAGUCUUGUUUGCAAAAGGGCAGUUUUCUUUUUCUUUUGCUGCAAUUGUCUUUUUUGCAGAAUAUUGGUGUGUGCAAGUUUGUGAGCAAAUGAAACAUGCAGCUUCAAUCCUUUGAUUUUCACAUCCUCUAUCAAUGCCAGACUCUUUAUUUCAUGUUAUUUAUUUUAAAUGAAUGAUAGUACAGUCACAGCUCUCAGUCUGAACUUUGCAAUAAACAAACCACAGCGGCUAUCUAUGGUAUGUUUUUUGUUUUUUUUUUUAUCUCAAAUACCAACCAUCAGAACUUUUUUGACCUGUUUUGGUACAGGUAUUUCCUAAAUGUACAGUGCUAAGUCAUAUUUUCAAGGACAGCUCUUUAGAACUCUUUUCUAAAUAGAUGGUUGGUGUUCACACGGCUACUCAGCUGAAUAUGAAAUUCUAAGUGCUAUUUCAAAACUGCAGACCUGGAUUUAGAAGACAUAAUUAUCUCAGAAUAACUCAGAACAUUAGCUGAGAGAUUUCUAAAGCCAUAGCUUUGAUCCAGAAACCUAGGGUAAGGAAGAUAGUGUGAGCGCUGGUACACCAGCCUCCACUUCCCAUGAUACAAAUCCACUGAAAAAAGACGAGUGAAAUGACUUUUCCUUCAGUCCAGGCUUACCGAUCACACUUUCUCAGGGAUCUCCACAGCCUUGUGGGUGUCCUGGCUGUCUGUGCGACAGUCUCUUUUGAUAUUUGAGGCCUCAAGGAAAUGCAGCUAUCGUUGUGAACCUGGCAGAGGGCACUUUGUAUAAUAGUGUCCACUCCCACAGUUUUUUGGUAUGUUUGGCCAGUUGCCAAAAAUAACAUGAGUGCAACAGAGGAUUUUUCUUGGGAUAAUACUUAAGUGUUGCAGUCAAGUAAGGUUCGAUCCCAGUAGGGGAUCAUGAACAAUUCUGUCUCAUGAGCUGUUUUGAAGAAACCACUUUUUUUUUUUUUUCCUGAUUUGGUGAUCUCUUUGAGGCAGGUUUCCUUUUUUGGGCAGUGAGACAGGGAAGAUUAGGAAAAGCAUUGAUGAAGUGUGGUUAGGUAACUGGUUAAACAUCAGAGUGAAGUUUGUGUUAAGAGACAUACAAACUUGGAAUUGACUGGGAGGCCAAAGAUGUAAAGAAGAUUCUAGAUGUGAGGAGUAAGUUGUGUGUUGAUGGUGUGUGUUUUGUUUGCAUGAAUGAGAAUUUGUAGAUGAUGUUGAAUUUUAGGUAAAUUCUUGGCUCGGACAAUCAUUGUCAACAGAAGAUCACGCUGCAAAUAUUUAUGUUGUAAAACUUAAGUUAUAAAGCUAGUUAAGUUUUUCUAACAGCUAGUUUUAAUAUUCAUGGUACAGUUUAUGUAAGUUACCUUUUACAUUGAAUAUAAAAAGAUUCAUGUUAAUACAGAUUGGAUAUUGGGAAUCAGUUUAGGGAAAAGAAAGAAAAGUGGAUUCUUUCAUACUACAGAAAAAAUAACUUGUAGGAAAUUGGGCUGAUUGCAUAUCUAAUUUUUAAGACUAGAAUGCUAAAAGAAUAUGAAGGAAAUUAAGAAUCCCUUGUUACAAAAUUGAUCUGUGAAAAAAGAUUGUUACUGGAAAUUGAGUGAGACUUGAGGCCUUUCUUCCAGAAAACAAGGACUUGUCAGGCCUAUAUUAGGUUCUGAACCUUAAUGCCAUGUAUUUGUACUUAUUAAAAAUUGUUUCAAUGAAAAGCAUAUUAGUAUGAACUUCUGGUCUAGUUGGGAGUUCUUCCAUUUGAAAAAUGUGAUAUUUGCAUGGAACCUUUUGAAUAUUUUUGUUUCCUUGGUUUCCCUCUACUGGAUAGAAUUAAAAUUAGCAUUUUCCCUUUUGAUAUAAGAAUAAAGAACAAACAUGUUAUUUGUAAAUUGAUGUUUAGUAAAUAGAGAUAAACUUGAAACAGUAGAAUACAUUAUAAGCCUAAUCUUAGUUAGUCUUAUUGAAAUGUUUCUCUUAACUAUCUUUUGAACCUAUAUUCACAUUGGUUUUCAAGAUAUUUUAAGUUAUAUUUUUCCUCUUUUCAGAGCUGCUUUUGGGGGGCUUUAAAAAUUGAGGUGUAAUUUACAAGUGGCUAAAUCUCUUUGAUAGGGCUUCUUUAUAACUGGCUGGAUGUUUUGCUCUAGUCUUCCAAGAAAGGACCAUUUUAUUUUUUAGAAAAGUCACGUGGUCUUUACCUUUGGGGACUCCUUUGCAUAUGUGUGCUAAUACAAAUUUAAACCCAAGUAGACCUCAUCAGAUGUUACCCCAUGAAUGUUGACAAUGGAAGGAAUUGAAUACCUUGCCUGUAGUAUAUCAGUUCUGGGCUGAAAAGCUGGGGAAGAAAAUUUUCUUUUUUGUAUAAACUAGGAAAACAGUGUGAAGUUCCCUUGUUGACCUCAGCAGAUGAACUGAGCUGAUAGUAUUAAUUCAGAUUCAAGGAAUUAUCUGAAUCUUGGUUUGUGUAGACUUGUGAUCUACAUGCAAUAUUAACUGAAUGAGAUAGCUUUUACAGUACCGUAAUGUACUUAGGCUCUCCCCACCCUUUCAACAUCCAUUAGCUAAUGAACUUUGUAAACUGGCAUUGAAACAUUACAGCAAUGUUUUGUUGCACCAAUUUUAUAAACUUUUACAGUGCAAUACAUGUUACUUUUCAGAAACAAACCAAAGGUUAAUUUCUCAAGGUUAUUGCUGCUGGCUUUAGCAGCAUAUGAUGGAGGAUCUUUUAUAUACAUUUGUAAUAGAUAAAAAUCAGAUUGGAAAUCCUUGUUUAAAAAGCUUAAACCAUGUACCAAGGUUUUGGUCCAAAUUGUGUAGGAUAAGUUAAACUUAAAUUGCAUUCUAUUAACCAGUAUGAGUGUAUUUCUGUAAGCAUAGUUAUGUUGAAAUAAAGAUUUAAAAAGCC